Messenger RNA from Iphiclides podalirius (scarce swallowtail), 561 nucleotides. The record is from the annotation of a GenBank genome assembly. NCBI's taxonomy places the organism in Eukaryota, Metazoa, Arthropoda, Insecta, Lepidoptera, Papilionidae.
AUGGCAGACUACCGCGCAGGGAAGGCGGGCAUCAACGCAGAGGCACAGGAGAGGAUCAACAGCAAAUACAACGACGACAUCGCCCACGAAACCCUCGAAUGGAUCAAGAAGCUGACCGGUGCCCCGGCCGACACCAGCGGCAGCGCAGAUAACCUCUACGAGGUCCUCAAGGACGGCACGCUGCUGUGCAAACUGGUGAACGCGAUACAAGAGGGCUCCGUAAAGAAGAUCAACCAGUCCACGAUGGCGUUCAAGUGCAUGGAGAAUAUAAAUGCGUUCCUCGAGGCGGCGAAGAAGCUGGGCGUGCCGCCGCAGGAGACCUUCCAGACGAUCGACCUGUGGGAGAGACAGAACCUGUAUUCGGUCGUGAUAUGCCUGCAGUCGCUGGGCAGGAAGGCCGGCAACUACGGCAAGCCGUCCAUCGGGCCGAAGGAAGCGGAUAAGAACGUUCGAGACUUCAGCGAAGAGCAGCUGAAGGCGGGCCAAAACGUAAUUUCCCUGCAGUACGGCACAAACAAGGGCCAACAGUCCGGCAUCUCGUUCGGCAACAGGCGUCAGAUG